Molecule: messenger RNA, 1083 nt
Organism: Puma concolor (puma)
Lineage: Eukaryota; Metazoa; Chordata; Mammalia; Carnivora; Felidae
Gene: MTFR2
Product: mitochondrial fission regulator 2
Biological process (GO): aerobic respiration; mitochondrial fission
Cellular component (GO): mitochondrion
Source: RefSeq, a predicted model, not a curated record
AUGUCACUCAUACUGAAUAUCUUAAGAGAGAUGCUGGAAUAUUUUGGUGUUCCCAUAGACCAGGUUUUGCAGAUUAGAGAAAAUAAAGACUAUGGAUCAGCUCGGAGUAUUGUUCGUCUUAUUGGGAAAAUUCUUCCUCUAGAACCUUGUCCCAGGCCUAAUUUUGAGUUGAUCCCUCUAUUGAACUCUGUAGACCCUGGUAACUAUGGAUCUGUAGUUCCAUCUUUUGCUGAUACUUUGCGUGUGGCAAAUGAUGAAGAAGGCAGUUAUCUCAGAUUUCGAAAUAGCAUAUGGAAAAAUGAAGAAGAGAAGAAAAUGGAAUUUUUCCAUCCUUUGCCACCAGUUUGGAAUCCAUUGCUGCCUGCUCCAAGACAGAAUAAACGGACCAAAAUCGAUGGGCCUGUAAAUGAAGCUGCAAUUAAAAAAAUAGCUGCCCUCGAAGAUGAGCUGACUUUUCUUCGCACUCAGAUCGCUGCAAUUGUGCAAAUGCAGGAACUGAAAAACCGUGCAAACGCUGGCCUCUUUGACUUGAACAGCGAACCUAGCAGAUUGGGACAAAGGCCAUCGCCAGGAACUGCUGAACUGAGUGUCAAACCAGAUCCAUUUUCAAGUUCAGUGUUCUUCCCUCCACCUGCUCCUCCUCCUCCAGUGCCCCCUCAGCUUUCUUCUCCGCAACGUCCGUGUUCGCUCACAUGGCCAGGAACUAAUAAUACAUGUAACUCAGAUAACUCAGCAAAUGAAGUGAAAAGACAGCAGUCAGGUGAUAGUAAGACUAAUGACAGUCAUCGUUCGAAAAGCCAGGAAAAUAAAGAUGUUCCGAAUAUGUUGGACAUUCUAAAGGAUAUGAAUAAGGUUAAGCUCCGUGCUGUGGAACGGUCACCUGGAGGUAGACCCAUUCAUAAGAGGAAAAGACAAGAUUCACACUGGGAUCCAGUGUCUUUAAUAUCCCAUGCACUUAAACAGAAAUUUGCAUUCCAAGAAGAUGAUUCCUUUGAGAAAGAAAAUAGGUCUUGGGAGUCUUCUCCAUUUUCUAGUCCAGAAACUUCAAGAGUGAGCUAUAAUAACGUAAAGUUAAUUUUUUAA